Molecule: messenger RNA, 1509 nt
Organism: Cylicocyclus nassatus
Lineage: Eukaryota; Metazoa; Nematoda; Chromadorea; Rhabditida; Strongylidae
Source: the annotation of a GenBank genome assembly
CAUAGCUAUUCUUUCGAAUGCUAUCAACACUCACUCUCUAGCCUUUGCCGAUGCGCUAAGGUCCCUACCAUGUCUUGCCUCCCUUCAAGUUCCCGUUCUCAGAAAUGCAAGAAAGUGCAGGAAAAUUUGCAGCUUGAAAAUCACUUAUCGACUAUCAGCCGUAUUCGUGAGAAAAUCAUGCCACUACAACUGAUUCGUCGUCUGUCUUUUAGACAUCGAAGAAAUCAAGAAAAUGCUGAGAAGAAUAUCACCGAAACGAUGCGAAAAGCAUCUUCUUGCAAAGGAUUACUAAGAAACGAACGAGCGGAGGACAAGCCACGCCUACCCGAUGAUCUGUUAUUGCGUAUCAUUGACCAGUGUGACGCAAUAGAACAGAUAAGAAUGAGGGCUGUGUGCAAGACAAUCAAGAGUCACGUAGACAAAAAAAUUAAGAAGAUAACUCAUCUCAAUGUCGAAAAACGUGACAUUGAUACAGCGUCUGGCCGAGGUUGGGCACGACAUCGACACGCUCAAGUGUCGUUGAAAAUGCGUAUGAAUACAGCAAAAAUUGUCGUUGAUUCAAGAUGGACUUCCCGUGAUGUGUCCACUGUCGUCGGAGCAAUGAGUGUCUAUCGUAAAACGAUACUCGAAGCUACAAUUGAUGCUCCGAUUGCUGAAUUAUUAGUUGUAUCAUUAUCGGCACUGGACCUGAAUCGGUGGUAUGCUUUCCAGUGCUUUAUGAAAGCCAUGGAUGUAUUUGAUGAAGAUAUGCACAUGGAUUGCGAUUUCGUGAAUCCUGGAGAGGUUUAUUGGCCAAAUAUUCAGCAUCUAAGUGUGCGCACCACUGAACAGCAAGCUCCCCAUCUUGCUAGAGUGAUUGAUUACGGCGUACAAUGCAAUUGGGUGUUGGACCGUCGAAACUUAUGUCGUUUACGUAUCAUAUUCACCGAUUUGGAUGCCUCACCGUCCCGGAAGGUCUCUCGGCAUGUCUACCACUUCAGGUGUUGGGCCGGUUCAGCAGGCUUCGACCAUCGGUAUGAACAACAGUUUGCUGCUAAAGCACAAAGCGUCAUGAUUUGAAGCACAUCAACUCACUCCAUUUGGACCAAAUUUUUUUGAAUUUGUUGAAUUUUUUUACUAUUCAGUAUCUAUCACCCUCCCAAAUUAUUGCUUUACUUUCAUAUUUAUCCACGCAUGAUUAGACAGGAGCAUGGUUCACCCGACGUUUGAAAAAUGUUUCAAAAAAUGCUUACUGCUUGUCAAAAAUCUAUUUUUUGCCACCACGUUCCUAUUUGCUGAUAUUUACAUAAUAUUUGUCUUUCACCGUAAUAUUUGACUUAUAUGCUAUGAGCCUUGCAUCAUUCGCUUCUUAUCUUCACUUAUGUGGUACGAUUACUCAAAAUGAUCAUGACGUGUUCCCGUUUACUUGUAUAUUUUUUCGUGUUUGCAUAUUUGACUGCAUAGCUUGCUCAUAUUUGCUAAAGCAACGUUCAGUCAUCGAACGGCUCUUCAAUAAAACACUGGAAAUUC